Vollenhovia emeryi is the source of this 7186-nucleotide messenger RNA. Its product is annotated as glycogen debranching enzyme. Gene Ontology annotation, biological process: glycogen catabolic process; glycogen biosynthetic process. The coding region runs from base 286 to 5067 and encodes 1593 amino acids. NCBI's taxonomy places the organism in Eukaryota, Metazoa, Arthropoda, Insecta, Hymenoptera, Formicidae. The transcript has 26 exons. The record is from RefSeq and is a predicted model, not a curated record. Gene Ontology annotation, molecular function: 4-alpha-glucanotransferase activity; amylo-alpha-1,6-glucosidase activity.
UCGCCUUUAUUUAUGUGUAGAAAAAUGCUUGGUACGUAAAACGGUGAUCUGUAUUGCGUAAUUGCGUCUUCCAAGGAGCGUGAUUGUAUAUGUACGAGUUGAAAUAAUGAUCGUUGACGUAAAAUGUUACUAACGAUUGUUAACCCGUUGCACUCUCUCGUAGCACACAUAAAGGAUUUCGCUUAUGCAUAACAAAAUGUCGGCAGUCGCCUCGAUAUCGCUUCCCUAACACAUUGUCCAUACCGGUCAGCUAAAAGCGUGCAAUUAAGUUCACUCGCGCUGACAAUGGCUCGGAGAAUAAAACGCUUUAUUUGCGGCGCAGGAGAAAUGCUCCUAAGGAUCGUUAGACGCUUUCUGCAAAUUAUCCGUAGAUUGCUCUGUAGAGGAUUGAAUGCUACAACUGAAAACAUGCAACGACGCUCUUCGUCACCGGCGCGCCCCGCCGCGCUCGCCGAGCAAACGAGAGUUCUAACUGUGAACAAUGGGGAACACCUGGACGGGAUAUUGUACAGAUUGAAGAAAGGUUGGAUAGUUGAGUUUCGACUCGGGGCCUCCCUGCUUGGCAAAACGCUCGAUGUUUUUAUCAAUCAUCCGUUGUCGGCCGACAAGAAAUUUGAGAGGCACACUUAUUACCAGUUGCAAUGGGUUGACGAGUCGGCGAGGAUACAUCUAACUUUGCCUGGGUCUUUCCAUUAUUAUGUCACUGAUCAAGUCGAGGGGCAUAUAAAGCCCGUCGCGUCCGGAUACUUGCUGGUGGAUCCCGAGUUGAAAGUAGGUGAGCACGGGGAGAAACUACCUCUGGACUGCAUUCAAGUUCAAACUGUUCUGGCAAAGAGUUUAGGAUCUCUGUCCACGUGGGAGAGCAAAUUGCUGGUGGCACGAAAUUCUGGAUACAACGCAAUCCAUUUUACGCCGAUACAGGAAUUGGGAAAUUCGAUGUCGUCGUACAGCCUGAAGGAUCAAUCCAAGCUCAAUCCCGCGUUCAAUGACAAUAAUAAGAUAAUUACUUAUCGCGACAUCGAAACAUUUACGAAUAAAAUGCGAACCGAGUGGAAGAUGUUGAGCAUAUGCGAUAUUGUUCUGAAUCACACGGCGAACGAGAGUCCUUUCCUGGUUUCUCACCCGGAAUGCACGUACAAUUGCGUCAACAGCCCUCAUUUACGUCCGGCGUAUAUUUUGGAUGCGGUAUUGUUUGAAUUAACAACCCAAGUGGCCUCCGGAGAAUGGGAAUUUAGAGGUAUCCCCACCGUAGUUGACACCGAGGAUCAUCUAAACGCGAUCCGUCAUGCCCUCCACACACAUUUCUUGCCGUUGGUGAAGAUACACGAGUUGUACGUCGUCGAUGUCAAUGAAGUUGUAUCGGAUUUCUUGAAUUCGGCGCGCAACGAGAUGCCGCAGGACGUGAAUAACGCGACGGCCAAGGACAUCGCGGUGAUUCAAGAUCCCGCCUUUCGUCGAUUGAAGUCGGCCGUAGAUAUGCAGCUUGCCCUAAGGAAAUAUAAUACGUACAGAGCUGAUUGUUUCGACGAGGAGACUCGUUUGAAACGAUGCGCGGAGGACUUGAAGAAGAAAUUGCAAGAACUCAACGAAGUUAUUACCAACGAGGUGCAAAACCAUCUGAACGCUGCCGUCGAGAAUAGUAUUGCAGGCAUGAGAUACUUCCGUGUGCAAUCCGAUGGUCCAAGAAUUACGGAGAUUAGCGAGAAGAAUCCUCUUGUUUCCAGGUACUUCACCGAUUAUGGAGCACCUAAAUCUUUAACGGAAAGAGAAAACGUAAUGUACUCGGACAACGGAUGUUACCUCAUGGCUCACAAUGGUUGGGUCAUGAAUGGCGAUCCUUUGAAAAAUUUCGCGGAGCCUGAUUCUAACGUGUACAUUCGAAGGGAGCUUAUCGCCUGGGGAGAUAGCGUGAAACUCAGAUAUGGGCAGAAACCAGAGGAUUGUCCUUUCUUGUGGCAGCAUAUGGUGGCUUACGUAGAACAAACAGCGCAGACAUUCGACGGUGUUCGAUUAGACAAUUGCCAUUCCACGCCGAUCCCCGUUGCUGAGUACAUGCUUGACGCUGCACGACAAGUCCGCCCAGAUCUUUACGUUGUCGCAGAAUUGUUCACAAACUCUGAUCAGAAAGACAACAUCUUUGUAAAUCGCCUCGGCAUCACGUCAUUGAUAAGAGAAGCUAUGUCUGCGUGGGAUAGCCAUGAAGAAGGGAGAUUGGUGUACCGGUACGGAGGGGAGCCAGUUGGAGCAUUCCUGCAGUCACGAAAACGGCCGUUAGUGCCGAGCAUAGCUCACGCCCUGUUCCUGGAUGUGACCCACGAUAAUCCCAGUCCGGUGGAGAAACGAAGUAUCUUUGAUCUACUCCCGAGCGCUGCGCUUGUAUCGAUGGCGUGCUGUGCCAGCGGCAGCAGUCGCGGAUACGACGAAUUAGUGCCUCAUCAUAUACACGUGGUGGAUGAGAAAAGGCAGUACGCUUCCUGGUCACACGACGACUCGGCGGACGACGUCAAGUUCGUUAACUCGAAAACCGGAAUAAUCGCAGCUAAAAAGGCAUUGAACGACCUGCAUUACAUGCUUGGCCAACAAGAAUUUUUGCAAGUAUUUGUUGAUCAAAUGGAUACCGACAUAGUGGCUGUAACGAGGCACUCGCCGACUAGUCACGAGAGUGUAGUUCUGGUUGCGUUCACUGCAUUUAAACAUCCGGAUUCGAACGCUCAUGAUCUGCGAAGGCAUGUAAAACCACUGAGAGUGGAGGGUAUAGUGGAGGAAAUUAUUUUAGAAGCCUCGCUCUCACACGUUGAUGCCAGAGAUGGCAAGCCGCUUUUCCUUCUGCCUCAGAAGUACAUAAUGGACGAAAACGUCAUAAAUGGAUUGUCCGAGUAUACGUUGAGCCUGAAACAGCACAUACAAUGUUGCGAUUCGACGAUAAUCGAGAAGGUCGAUUCCGGCGAUCCGAAGAUCACGCAGCUUAACUUCGUCAACUUUCAACCCGGUUCCGUUAUAGCUAUACGGGUGGCCCUCCACGCGAAUAUAACUCCUGCUUUAAUGAAGCUCCAAGAUACCAUCUCGCAGAUUACUUCCAACGAGAGAUCAGACUUACAUGAUAUAGUUUCCCGCAUGGACUUCUCGGAUUUGAAUAAAACGUUAUACAGAUGCGACCAGGAGGAACGAGAGGAAACUCUGGGCAAAUUCGGAGUAUACAAUGUGCCGGGAUACGGACCUUUCGUAUAUGCCGGGCUGCAAGGCAUUAUAUCCUUACUGGCCGACAUUCGUCCAAAUAACGACCUGGGACAUCCCCUGUGUGCCAAUCUUAGGCAGGGUAACUGGUUGAUAGAUUACGUAUGGCAGCGUCUGAAAGAAGAUGACGGCACUAAACCCCUUGGAGUGUGGUUUGAGCAAGCUAUGGAACCGUUCCAGUUAAUCCCGAGAUACCUUGUGCCAAGUUACUUUGACGUUAUAAUCGUAAACGUUUAUAGGAUUCUUUUAGACCACUGCUACAGUCUGAUGUCCAACUUCAUCAAGAAUGGAACUACAUUCGUGAAAUUACUGAGCUUGGUCUCGGUUCAAGUGGGUGGCGUAGUAAGGUCGUCGCAAUUGCCGAAUUUGUCGCCGGGUCUCAGCCCACCCAAGCCCAAAACUAAAAUCCACGACGGUGUGGCCGAGCAAAUGUGUUUAACGUUGUCGGCAGGUUUGCCGCACUUCACGACGGGUUACACGAGAAAUUGGGGUAGAGAUACCUUCAUCGCUCUGAGGGGACUGUUACUUCUGACGGGCAGGCAUGUCGAGGCGAGAUACAUAAUCCUUGGAUUCGCUGGUACCUUGCGACACGGUCUCAUGCCUAAUCUACUCGAUAAAGGGAGCAAUGCGAGGUACAAUUGCCGCGAUGCUCUAUGGUGGUGGCUCUACACCAUAAAAUGUUACACCGAGGAAGUACCGGACGGUUUGAAUAUCCUUUCCGACAAAGUCUCAAGAUUGUUCCCGACUGACGAUUCGCCAGUUUUGCCAGCAGGACAACAUGAUCAACCGCUGCACGAAGUAAUUCAGGAAGCUCUCGCAGUACAUUUUCAAGGUCUCUGCUUCAGAGAGAGAAACGCCGGGAGACAGAUCGAUGAGCACAUGACCGAUCGCGGAUUCAACAAUCAAAUCGGCGUCCAUCCCGAAACCGGCUUUGUGUUCGGCGGCAACGAUGCCAAUUGUGGCACCUGGAUGGACAAAAUGGGAUCUUCCGAGAAAGCUGGUAACAAAGGCAAACCGGCUACCCCCAGAGACGGCUCCGCCGUAGAGAUAGUCGGGCUGAGCAAAUGCAUUAUCACUUAUCUGGCUGAAUUGUAUAAGCAAAAUCUCUUCCCGUACGGUAGCGUCCAACGGAAGAGUCGCGACGGCAACACAAUAACCUGGAGUUAUAAACAGUGGGCCGAUAAAAUUCAAGCGAACUUCGAGAGGUACUUUUAUGUGAACGAGAUUCCGAUUCAGGGCGAGUUGAAGCCCAAUUUGAUCCAUCGGCGAGGUAUAUUGAAGGACAGUUACGGAGCGACGCAAGAAUGGGCGGAUUAUCAGUUGCGGCCUAACUUUCCUAUCGCGUUGGUUGUUGCGCCGGAACUGCUUAAUCCCCAUCACGCCUGGACAGCGCUGAAGAAAGCGGAGGAGAUACUACUAGGCCCGCUAGGAAUGAAGACGUUAGAUCCUGCGGACUGGGCCUAUGACGGGUUUUAUGACAAUUCCAACGACGGUACCGAUCCCAAGGUAGCGCAGGGAUGGAAUUAUCAUCAGGGACCGGAAUGGGUCUGGCCGAUAGGAUACUUCCUGCGAGCGCGUCUGCACUUUGCGUCGUUAAUCGACGAUACGGACGCGUUGCGCCGUACGAUCGAUUCGACCGAAACUAUUAUCUCGCAGCACUUCAUCGAGGCGUCCACCAACCAAUGGCGAGGCCUCCCCGAGCUUACCAACAAGGACGGAAGUUACUGCAAGGACAGUUGUCGCACCCAAGCGUGGAGUGCGUCGGUUAUAUUAGAGGUACUCUACGACUUGCAGAAGAUCAAACGGGAAUUGCGAAUGAUAUCCGAGAAUUGAUAUCACUUUGCGUGUGUUCACCACCGUCAGCUACAUUUAGAGCAAUUAAAAUUAGAAGCGAAACGUAGUAGUGCCAGGAGCCGAGCGAAUGACACGAGUGUGAGCCUUCCCACCGGAGCAAUAGCGACACCGCGCGCACCGGAAACACACGCAUAUUGUAUCCCGCACGUAGGUACAACAGACACGCAAACCCAAUCUGUAGUCGCUGCUGAUAGUACAAGGAACGAUAUUCUAAUUGCCGCCGACGAAGGAUCGAGCUCUGCGAUCGAGAGACUACGCGAUGACACAAAUUUCACUAGCCCUUCCUCUCGUUGCACCGGCGAUUCGAGAGGGAUUCCAUCAGAUGCGAGAGAUGAGGUACAUUCUGAUAGCGAACGAAAAGCAGAGGAUUACGAUCAACGGCAGGCGAUGAUGGAAAACAACGAAGCUACCGUUCGAGCCUUAUCGAAUGUUGGUCACGUUUACGAAGAAAUUAGAGCGAUGAAGGAGCCACGCGGCAGUUUAUAUGAAUACGACAUUCGAAAUUACUACGAGGAAUACAGCUCCGCUACCGCGAAGACCUUGAUAGACACGCUUUUCCUGCCGCGACACGCAAUUUGCGUGGAGUGCGCGAGAACGAAGGGCAGUCCGGUAUACACCGAUCGUUUGAUAUACACGAAAGAGUCGUUGCUCGCCGUAGAGGUGGUUCUGUGUCAACGCGACGACGUUUCGUGCUUCGAGUACUCGCGCGAGGAUUCCAGGGGCAUUUUCCGCUCGCAACGCGAUCAAAGUCGUGAUUGCAUGCUGGUCCACAGCUGCACGAAGAGCAACGCCGGGGGUAUAUUUUAUUCUCCCCGUUGGCCCCGGGACGUCUUCGAUCUGCGGUCGCUGUUGAAGCCGAGCAUUCACGUUGUAAACCGCACUUGCCGCAACCUCGUAGUGAAUACGCAGUUGUAUCAUCGCUCCGUAAAUAGCUAUCGCAUGAGAACAUCGAGAGCCGGCAGCAUACCAUUUUAUCACGACCGUGAUAUCCUGAUAAGCUGCACGAAACGCACCGACCGUAACGAUUCGCAAGAUCCGCUCAUUUAUCAGAUGCGCCGAUUAAGGAACGACGAUAUCGGUGAACAACGGAGGAACAGGUCGAGCAGCUUGUUGCUACUAGAACCGUUGCUGCUAAUGCCGGAAUCGACAAAUACUCGACACCGAGAGGACCUUAAGAGUCAGAUAUCGCGGUCGGAACGCGUGAAAGUUAUCAGAAUAAUAAUGGCCUACGCACUAUCAUUUCUUACCCUCGCGAGCAUUACAUUUUACAUCGUUUAUUUUACCUAGAGAGGGCUUUUAUUGAAAUUGCGAAACGGUGGGAUAUUUAGGAAACUUAGUCGCAUUCGGAUGUCACGGGAUACAUUUAUUGUCAUUAAUUUUACGUUACAUUUGUUACGAAGUGUUGUCAAAUGUUCAACGGAACGAUCGAGAUGUGCAUGAUGAUUCAUAUUUCGUCAGUACAUGUAUACUUUGUGUCCGUUGCUAAUGGGGGUAACACGCCGAUCCAUUAAUGACAAGAAAUUAUUUAAUGGUAUACAAAUUGUUAACUAUCUUAAUCGUUAAAUCUGCAUCGCUAUGAGCAAAUUGUUCUUAAUUCUAUUAAAUUAUGCGUAACAGAUGUACAAUUUUAACAAGCUCGCAUAAUUUAUCAUAAUUUACCAUAAUCUAUUUUAUAUAUGCCUUUUAGGUCUAUAGAGCGAUAUAAUCGUUUCAUAAUACCCUCAUUGAAGUUUACUAAGAAACUGUUGUUCGAGACGCGUGCUUCAACUCUAUAAUCUCGAAAAUCAAAGGUUUAACCCCGUGUUGUUGUCUAUUAAUAUGUCAAAUAUUUAACAGUUCCUAUUACUAAUUUCACUCACGAUACUAGAAAUGCAGGAAUUGAUUUGUGACGUCUUAUUUAUAUAAAUACUCGUCGAUAGAUUCGUGCAAUAAAUAAAAACUGAUAGGCUUUAGUAUUUUUCGAGGAACAUAGUUACUAGAAUUGCGAAGUUUUCGGGUAAAUCACGUGGAUAUACAUCCUAAGUUGUAGAUAUAAAUCGCGUAAAACAUGUGGGAGAAAUAAUGAAUUUUGUAAUAAAACAAAUGAACUGUGACAAAA